CUUCGAUUAGUUUAUAAUGGGUAACACAUAUGCUCGAGCUGUCCAUCCCGAUGUUACACCCGGACCAGAUUGUGUUCCCACCUUCGAUCCUCUGUUGGGUGCGCCAAAUCGCAAAGAGCGUGUUAUGAAGGCUACCACGGAUGAAAUGAUUUCAGCAAAGUUGCCCUUGGCAGAUCGCGACUAUUGUGCCGACAAAUUACUGAAAUACCGUGCAUGUCGUGCCGAUGUCUUUCCAUUCCUUUACAAGUGUCACCAUGAGAAACAUGAGUACAUGACAUGUGAAUUCGAGGACUAUGUUUUGCGUAUGAAGGAAUUCGAAAGGGAGCGAAGAUUGCUGGAACGCCAAAAGCGAUUGGAAGCUGCUGCAUAA
Musca vetustissima is the source of this 370-nucleotide messenger RNA. It is a transcript of the gene ND-B18, whose product is annotated as NADH dehydrogenase [ubiquinone] 1 beta subcomplex subunit 7. Gene Ontology annotation, cellular component: mitochondrion. The record is from RefSeq and is a predicted model, not a curated record. The transcript has a single exon. The coding region runs from base 17 to 370 and encodes 117 amino acids. NCBI's taxonomy places the organism in Eukaryota, Metazoa, Arthropoda, Insecta, Diptera, Muscidae.